Messenger RNA from Closterium sp. Yama58-4, 2046 nucleotides. NCBI's taxonomy places the organism in Eukaryota, Viridiplantae, Streptophyta, Zygnematophyceae, Desmidiales, Closteriaceae. The record is from the annotation of a GenBank genome assembly.
AUGGAGUUGUUACAAAAGGCCAAAGCAGCCGACAAUAAGGUAUAUAAGAAAGCAAAUUCGCUCAAUGAUCGCGUCGCAACAAUGACGAAGCAACUAGUAUCGAAGACAGCGGUCUUAGGCGAGGAAAUGGCGUCGAGAACGAAGGCCGUGGGUGCAGAAUUCGUGUCCAGAUCUGAAGCGGUGCGGGAAACGCUGAGAGGAACGGCUGCGGUAGUCUCGGGCGAGAUCAAGGAGAAAACAGCGAAUAUUGCAGGGGAGGUGGUGUCUAAAACGGCGAACAUCGCGGGGGAGAUGGUAUCGAAAACGACGCAAAUCAAGGAAGCCCUCAAGACCUCGCUCACAUCGCUUGGGGGCCGUCCACAAGCCACUAGCACGAAGAUUGAAGUUGACGUGGCAGAAUGCGACUGCACCGAGAGCAGCGACGUCUUGGCGCCUCUGCAGAGCCCGUCGAAACACCGUCAGGCCCGGACGAGCCCCCGGGGCAACGCGUAUCCUUCCCUCUGGUCCGACGUUGACCGUUUCCUUCCUAGCGAUCUCCCCGCCAGUGAUCCUAGCCUGGAGCGAGGCAAUGAGGAGGAAUCGGACGGCACACAUUCGACACGUGCCAUCUUAACGCCUGACCAAUCAGAGCCUUCGAUUGCAGCCGAUCAGCCCCCAAUCGGCGUCACUCUUCCCAGCACGCAAGUGCCUGAGAUGAACGGUUCGGAUCAUUCCGAGUCACAAGGCGUUGACAGUGUAGGAGAGGGGUUUGUGGUUCCUCGGUUGGGCCACGAGGAGCACGUGGCGGGGGAAGGAGAGGAGGGCAAGAAGGGGCAGGGGAGGGGUGGGUCUAGGCGCGCGCAAGAGGAGGAGUUUAGCAUGAACCUGUGGCUCAUGGGGAGCAGCAACGGGGGAAGCAGCACCACCAGCAGCACCGCCGGCUGGUUUCCCGCGAGCAGCUCGCAGACGCAAGUCACGCUCGCCGCCCCGGGCUGCCAGCUUUCUCCCUCCUGGAGCAUCAACGGAUUCCAAAACAGCCAAUCGCUAGGAGAUGCGGCGGGGAAGGAAAGGGAGGGGAGGACAGGAGCGGAGGCUGAGGUAGAAGGGGGUGGUAGGAGAGAGGGGGAAGCAGAGGGGGGGGAUGACGCAGGAGAAGGGUGGCACCCCACGCCUCCCGCAGUGGUGCAGAGCCCGUUCGGGGUGUCCACGCAGCUAGAGGCAGCAGGAACAGGGCAAGCGGAGGGGUGCGGGGACAUGGACAGGGUGUGGGAGGAGCUGUACGUGCAGAGGGAGUGUGCGUCGCUGCCGUCGUCCCCCAAAGAGUCCAAGGGGGCGCUGCCCGCCAUCAAGCGCCUGCUGAUCGCGCGCAGGGAGUCUGUGCAGCGCGUGGACAGCCGUGACAGCGUUGCUAGCACAGACAGCCGCGGCAGCAUCUCACGCCGCGCCACUGUGGGAAAUGACGGCUGGCAGCAGCUGGAGAUUGCGGGUGGGGUGGGAGAAGUACCGCGGCGGCGGCGGCGGCGGCGGCGGCGACGGCAUUCAAUGGACUCGAUCCAGGUGGAAGGGUCGGGGUUGAAGCAGAGGGCGGUGAGCGAGCUCGCCAUGCACCGCCUGUCACAGUCGCCAUUAAGCCCGUCCUCUCAAGGCUCCUCCUUGCACGGUGCAGAGGGCUCCCAUGCAGGGUGGCAUGGGCAACCGGGGGCGAGGAGUGAAAGAGUGAUUCCAGUGGCCCGUCCCGUCCCAUCGCCUCUACAGCCGCCCUCGCCUCUUCAGCCACCCUCUCCUCGCCUGCCGGCCGUCCGAUCUACCCCGUUCAUGAGCUAUGAGCACCCAGAUCUAUACCCGCAGUCGUUACAGUCGCCUCGGUCAAGGCUAUCACCUCAGUCAAGGCAGUCUCCUAGGUCAAGGCAGCCCCCGCAGUCGAGCAAUGAAUCCUCCUCAAUCAAAGCAGUCUCUUUCAUCCAAGCAGUCCCCUCCGCCAAAGCAGUUCCCACCAUCAGUGCAGUUGCCUCAGCCAAUGCAGCCCCCUCAGUCAAUGCAGUCUCCUCGGUCAAUGCAGUCUUCUAG